Molecule: messenger RNA, 1516 nt
Organism: Cottoperca gobio
Lineage: Eukaryota; Metazoa; Chordata; Actinopteri; Perciformes; Bovichtidae
Gene: hsd17b2
Product: hydroxysteroid (17-beta) dehydrogenase 2
Biological process (GO): steroid metabolic process
Cellular component (GO): intracellular membrane-bounded organelle
Molecular function (GO): oxidoreductase activity
Source: RefSeq, a predicted model, not a curated record
UCAAUAAGGCUUCCCGGUGUCCAGCAGGACCAGGGCAGCAGGCACAGCCACGAUUCAUGAUCCUGACGUAAACUUUAUCAGUGGCAACCUGCCACAUGAGAGACAGACACUCCGGGGAUGAUUUAUCUUACAUCAUAGUUUUACAUAUUCCUUCACCUGAAUGAUGUGUUUCACAGAAACUAAAACCUGCAGGAAGUCCUCGGGCAGAACACAGUAGAAACUGGUGGCUGUGAGAGAAGAUGUUAUCAUGAGAAGUAUGCGGCGCUGCCUGCAGACAGGAACAGGUUUCUGUUGGCAGCCGCAGACACACCUGUGGAAUCUGUUCACACGCUGCGAUGGACUGCAGCUCCUGGUUCUGUGUCGGAGCUGCAGCCGUGUUCGUGUUCACGCUGCUGCGGAGGCUCAAGGAGGGCCUCCUCUGCGGGGGGGCCCUCUGCGGGGGGGCCCUGUGCGGGGGGGCCCUGUGCGGGGCCUCUCUCUACCUGUCUGCCUCCCCGGCUGCGUGCGGCUCGGCCCUCCUCGGCUGCAGCUGGCUGUGUCUUAUGUGGGACUCUGAGCGCAGCGUAGAGCGGCUGCAGAGCCGGGCCGUGCUGAUCACAGGAUGUGACUCGGGCUUCGGGCUGGCGCUGGCGGGGCGGCUCGCAGAGGCGGGGCUGAAGGUGUUUGCAGGUGUGCUGGAUGAGAGCGGAGCUGGAGCUCAGCAGCUCCGACAGCGAGGAGCCGGAAACCUGCAGGUGCUGCAGCUGGACGUCACCUGCAGCUCCCAGCUGGAGGCGGCACACAGGUACAUCUGUGCUCAGGUGGCUCACACAGGUCUGUGGGGUUUGGUGAAUAACGCAGGGGUCCUGCACUGUCCCGUGGACGCGGAGUUGCACCCGAUGGCGGCGUACAGACUCUGCAUGGAGGUGAACUUCCUGUCUGCGGUGAACAUGUGUCAGGUGUUCCUGCCUCUGCUUAGGAGGUCCAGAGGACGUGUCAUCAACGUGUCCAGCAUGGCGGGCGAGGUGCCAAUGCCGCUGUUCGCUGCUUACGGAGCGUCUAAGGCGGCGCUAAGUGUUUUCUAAGUCAUGAGACUGGAGUUAUCGGAUUGGGGCGUCAAAGUGGCUUUAAUUCAACCUGCAGGAUUCAGAACAAAUAUCUUCGGGAACAGUGACGACGCCGCACGCUACAGAGACGGGAUCCUCGCAGUGGUUUCCUCGGAUGCCAGAGAGGAUUAUGGGGAUGCAUACAUCUCGUCCCUCCCCGACAGUCUGUCCAAAAUGUCCCGUCAGUCUGCGGAGGAUCUGUCUCCAGUGGUGGACGCCAUGUGUCACGCUCUGCUGUCGACCCAUCCCAAACCUAUGUACACCCCCGGACAGAUGGGAUGGUUUCUCCCGUUCCUCCAUCGCUAUUGUCCCACCGUCGUGUUCGACGCCAUCAUCACGACCCUCAUGAGGCACGGUGACUGCAAACCAAAGGGACUAGCAAGGAGCUGAGGCUAAUGGGAAAAGAAUCUCCAAAAAACGCAUUUAUUGAG